UUUCAGUCUGUUGUAAAAUUUUGUUUGGCUCUGGGUUUCAUGAGUUUUCUUUUCGAUUUCAAGUGUUUUCUGGAAACUUUAGCUAGCAUAUUAUUUUAAAAUGGCUCUAUACUGUGCAAUAUCGAAUGAGGUGCCAGAGCUGCCUGUGGUGUCACCUACGUCGGGCGCCGUGUUUGAGAAGCGAGUCAUUGAGAAGUACAUCAUAGAAAAUGGAGUGGACCCCAUUAACGGAAAAGAGUUGAGAGUUGAAGAUCUAAUUGAGAUAAAGACUCCUCCCAUAGUAAAACCAAAGCCUCCAAGUGCUACAUCUAUCCCCGCCACACUGAAGAGUAUGCAGGAUGAGUGGGAUGCACUGAUGUUACAUGCCUUCACUCAGCGCCAGCAGCUGCAAACAGCUAGACAGGAACUCAGUCACGCCCUGUACCAGCACGACGCGGCGUGUCGUGUGAUCGCCCGUCUCACCAAGGAGGUGACGGCCGCCAGAGAGGCCCUCGCCACACUCAAACCGCAAGCUGGUAUUGUUGCACCACAACCUUCACACCAGGCGGAGGCCGGCGCGGCGAGCGGCGGCGUGACGGCGGCGGGCAUGUCUGGCGGCGUGGUGGCGCGUCUGCAGGAGCGAGCCACCGCGCUCACGCAGGAGCGCAAGCGCCGCGGCCGCACCGUGCCCGAGGGGCUGCUGGCGCCCGACCAGAUCCGCGCCUUCCUCACGCUCGCCUCGCAUCCGGGUCUUCACUCAGCCAGUGUGCCCGGUAUUCUGGCCCUGGAUAUCAACCCGUCGGACCACAGCAAGCUGCUGACGGGAGGCAACGACCGCAACGCAACCGUGUUCAACAAAGACACGGAGCAGGUGGUGGCCAUCCUCAAGGGACACAGCAAGAAAGUCACGCGCGUCAUCUACCACCCCGACGAGGAUACCGUCAUCACCGCCUCACCAGAUCACACUAUUCGUGUAUGGAAUGUGCCUACAUCUCAAACUACCGUCAUACUGCGCUCUCACGAUGGUCCGGUGACUGGGCUAUCACUCCAUCCGACUGGCGAUUACGUUUUAUCGACGUCCACUGACCAGCACUGGGCCUUCUCGGACAUCCGCACCGGUACACUGCUCACUAAGGUUAGCGACUUCUCAGGCGUGAGCCUCACCACGGCGCAGUUCCAUCCUGACGGUCUUAUCUUCGGUACCGGAACAGAGAACUCCCAAGUCAAGAUCUGGGAUUUGAAGGAGCAGAGCAAUGUUGCCAACUUCCCUGGUCAUGUUGGACCUGUCACAUCCAUCUCCUUCUCUGAGAACGGUUACUACCUUGCCACAGCUGCCGAGGAUGCUUGCGUCAAACUGUGGGAUUUGAGAAAGCUGAAGAACUUUAAGACUAUUCAGCUGGAUGAGGGUUACGCUAUCAAGGAGUUGUGCUUCGACCAGAGCGGAACGUAUCUGGCCAUCGCGGGUACAGACGUGAGGGUGUAUCUCUGCAGGCAGUGGCAGGAACUCAAGGUGUUCAACGACCACACUGCGGCGGCUACAGGCGUGAGGUUCGGUAAGAACGCGCAGUACAUCGCGUCCACGAGCAUGGACAGGACGCUCAAACUGUAUGGAAUAGAGUAGGUUGAGUAGCACUAGUCCCUAUUAUGUAAAUUAAUGUUUCGUACCAGCACCGAACUGCUGCAUCCAGACAAGGUUCAGUUGCUGUAAGUCUAACUUUAAACGUGAUUAAUAGGAAACUAUGAUUAUUGCUAACGCAUCCACGUGACGGAGUAGUCGCCAGGCUACUAAGAACUUUCGUAAAAUAAACAAACAGAACUUAUUAUUCACUCAAGUUCAACCAUUGACAAAUGUUGGUGCUUUACUUUCAUUGCUCCAAACUAAUUUCUUAAGAACAUAAUCUCUUUUUAAGUUUUAUCUAUAGUUAACUUUUGGUGGCUACAAAUAGUGUCUAUAUUUGAACACUAAUGCUAUAAAUUUGAUUAGCUUCAGUUAUUAUAUGUUUCUUUUUUACUGAGAACACUUGGUCGCUUUUACUUUAGGUCAAUGUAUUGAUAGCCACCAACCACAAAGCAGCCCCGGUAUGUUAAAGUAAGUCCAGAUCGCUGCUUUAAACUUAAUAUUUAUCUCGUAUUGCUUUCGAUUAAACAUAAUUAUUCAUUUCCUAAUGUUAAUACCAACUAAUAUAGCCAGUGACACGCAGCUUACUUACUUUAAUUUGCGUUUCCACAUUUUGCGUUCAUUGCUAAGUUCCUGUGAGUAUUAAAAAGUAAUUAUUUUCUAAAAACAGCGAAAGAAGUCAGUUGCUUCAUGAUAAAUGUGUAUUUUACUAAAGCUACGUCUGACCCAGCCAGUUAAAAGCUUUGACGCCUGUUCAUAAAACAACCAUACGAAAAGAAAAAGCAAAAUUGGCAAAGCGCAGCGGAGUUUUUGACACUCGUAAACAGCCUGUAAGAGAUGUGUUUUAGGAGUAUCAGCUGCGCUGCGCCUCGUCAACAGUAGUAAGUAAGUUGCUUGUUUCUCUAUAACUAUGAAUGGUGUUGAUUGAUCUAUGAAAUCGAAAACUAUUGAAAUGAUGUAUAAAAAUUUAUGGAAUUCAUAUUUUAACCUUCAGUUAACAAUCACAGUUAUGAAUAAUAAAUAGUUUUAUUUCAAAGAUUAAAGAAACUUGCUUGACUUCAAUUAUAAUAUAAUAGAGUACAUUUUACAGAGACAUACCCGUUAUUAAGUUUAUUUAGACUAGGCUAGUUGAUAUGUGUAAUUGUAAGAAUAUUUCUAAAAGCGUGGUUGUAGUUGUUUUUGUAAGAACAAAAGAACUGACGAUUGUGGAAGUAUUUCAUUUCUUUAUCAAUAAAGGGAAUGAAUUCAA
Messenger RNA from Trichoplusia ni (cabbage looper), 2846 nucleotides. RefSeq names its product pre-mRNA-processing factor 19 (gene Prp19). Gene Ontology annotation, cellular component: Prp19 complex; cytoplasm; U2-type catalytic step 1 spliceosome. The record is from RefSeq and is a predicted model, not a curated record. Gene Ontology annotation, biological process: DNA repair; mRNA splicing, via spliceosome; protein ubiquitination. The transcript has 7 exons. NCBI's taxonomy places the organism in Eukaryota, Metazoa, Arthropoda, Insecta, Lepidoptera, Noctuidae. Gene Ontology annotation, molecular function: ubiquitin protein ligase activity; protein binding. The coding region runs from base 101 to 1600 and encodes 499 amino acids.